This is a messenger RNA of Botrytis sinoallii, 1116 nucleotides long. RefSeq lists its product as uncharacterized. The transcript has 2 exons. Gene Ontology annotation, biological process: steroid biosynthetic process. Gene Ontology annotation, molecular function: 3-beta-hydroxy-Delta5-steroid dehydrogenase (NAD+) activity. The coding region runs from base 1 to 1116 and encodes 371 amino acids. The record is from RefSeq and is a predicted model, not a curated record. NCBI's taxonomy places the organism in Eukaryota, Fungi, Ascomycota, Leotiomycetes, Helotiales, Sclerotiniaceae.
AUGUCUAUUCAAAAGAGAGCCCCUCUUGGUCGCGUUCUUGUGAUCGGCGGCUGCGGUUUUCUAGGCCACCACAUUGUAUCCCUCCUCCAUGAUCGAUACAAUUGCACAAUCUCCGUUCUUGACCUACGUACAAAUCGAAAUCGACAUUCAUCAGGAGAGGUUACCUACCAUGAUGGCGAUAUAACCUCUAUCGAAUCUCUUCUCUCAAUAUUCAACUCCAUCAAGCCAGACGUCGUUAUUCACACAGCAUCGCCUGUCGCAAUUACUGGAACAAGAGAAUUAUUCCACAAAGUCAAUGUAGAAGGAACGAAGUGUGUAGUUGAGGCGUGUCAAAAGACUGGAGUGAAAGCUUUAGUUUUUACAAGCAGUGCCAGUAUCAUCUCAGAUAACACAACCGAUUUGGUUAAUGCAGAUGAGAGGUGGCCCGUCAUACCCGAGAAAUUACAACGCGAAUAUUAUUCAUGGACGAAGGCCGAAGCAGAGGCUAUAGUUUUAGCCGCAAACCGCGCACCAGAAUCUCCCCAACUCCUGACCGCCUCCAUUCGUCCCUCUGGCAUCUUCGGUCCUGGAGACGUUCAAUUAAUACCCGGCCUCCUUAAUGUUCACUACACCAAUCGCACUGGUUUUCAACUAGGCGAUAAUACCAACCUCUUCGAUUUUACAUUUGUCAAAAAUGUUGCACACGCGCAUCUCCUUGCCGCCGCUGCCUUACUAGCAACUGCUAAGCUCAACACAACUCCAUUAGAUAUUGAGCGCGUAGAUGGUGAAGCAUUUUUCAUCACCAAUGGAUCACCCGUUCCGUUCUGGGAUAUGGCACGAGCAGUAUGGGCAGCCGCGGGAUCCACAAAGGGAACAGAACAUGUGUGGGUUAUUGGAAAGGACUUUGGAUUAGGAUUAGCAGGAUUUGUGGAGGGACUAUUUUGGAUUGUUGGAAAGACACCAAAUCUAACAAAAAUGAAGGUUCAGUUCAGUUGUAUGACAAGAUACUACAGCAUUGAUAAGGCGAGGAGAAGGUUAGGGUACCAACCAUUGGUUCCGCUAGAUGAGGGUAUCAAGAUUACGGUGAAGCAUUUUGAGGAAGAAAGGGCGAAAGAAGGAGAGAAAAAGAGCCAAUGA